GCCGAGCCGCGGUCAUGCCCGCCGCCGCCGCUCCACUUCUGCCGCCGCCGCCGCUCCAACUUGGCGGCUGAGCCCUUCCUCGACAGCAGGAUCGCUCCCCCUGCCACCAGCAGCAUGGAGAGUGUGCGCGAGCUCCAGAACCCCCUCCUGGCCAAGGCCAACGGGCACCUUCGCAGCAGCUAUUCUUACCACCAGCAUCACAGCCAGGACUAUUCCAGUCAUCACUGCCAAGGGAAACUGUAUUCCUACAUCUUCCAAAACACUGGUGGUGCCAGGACUCACCAGCUGCUGGAUGCCAGUUCCCUGCAGCUGGCUGUUGAAGCCUUGUAUGGCCCAAAUUUCAUCCUUGUGAAGGAUGAGACCGCGCUCAAGGCCAAGGACAGCAAGAUGGAAAGCUGCGAGACCACCUUUACAGAAAGCAAAGAGGCUCCAUCUGAAGGUCCUGAGGGGCAUGAGGUGCAAGGGUCCUGCCUGGUAGAGAGUGAUAUCCGCAUCCAAACUGUGUCCUAUGAGGUGGAAGAAGAGGAGCUCCAGGAGUAUGAGAGCGACUCCUCCAGCGACAGCGAAAGUGAGGAUCAUUUCCUGAUGCUUCCCCCUCGGGACCACCUGGGCUUGGCCCUCUUCUCCAUGCUGUGCUGCUUCUGGCCCCUGGGCAUUGCUGCCUUCUACUUCUCCCAGGGGACCAGCAAGGCUGUCUCCAAAGGAGAUUUCCACCUGGCCAGUUCAGCUUCCCGCCGAGCUCUCUUCCUCGCUGCGCUCUCCAUAACCAUCGGCACAGGAGUGUACGUCGGGGUGGUGGUAGCUCUGAUUGCUUAUCUCUCCAAAGGGGGCCAUGUAUAGCUGCCACCUGCACCUCAGUGUCGUCCCCAGCUGCCAGCCCUCCUGGGAUUGAGCUUUCCUAUGGAGCAGGGGGCACCAGUGCCUGCAAGGGCUGCUUGCAUGGCCGGACCCUGGCUUGGAUGCCCUGCACAAGCUCUUUCCCCUUGCAAACAAACAGUAGACCCCUGACAACCAGAAGGCUGUGGGGUGCCACCAUCUGACAGCAGGGAAUUUGACACUGUCCUGGCUGCUGUGACCAGGAGGAGCAACAGGAAGACAUGCAGGAAAGAUGCUGCAUCCUGCUGCUAGACUGGUGCCAUCACAUCUGCUCUGGGGCCACGGCUUCCCCUCCCAGCCCCACAGCUGUGAGAUCCACUGCUGGUGCCCAUGCUUGGCCCACGCAGAGAGCACACAGGGAGGAGAGGGGAUAUGGCACCAGGGAGUGACCCUGGGAGGCUGGUCUUCAGACACUGGUGGUGGGGCUAACGUUCUUAUUUCAGUGCCACUGUGCGACACCUGGCCCCUCAGCUGCAGAAAAGUAGGAGGACAAAGCAUGGACGUGACUGAAGGGCAUGCUCUCCAUAUCCCUCUGCAGACAGACUCCUGAUCCAGGGGACAUCCCACUCAUUGGCUUAUCCCAGGCAAGAAAGGAGGAUGAAGGCAGGCUGGUGGCUGCAUACCUAUCACUUCCAUAGUUGGAGCAAGCUGGCAAAGACAGUGAGGUUUUCUCCGUGAUAAUAAUGAUUGUCAUGAUAAUUGCAAGUCAGAGUCCCCAUAAGGUUGGCAUCCCGCAGUGCUGGGCCCUGGAAAUCACUUGCAAUGGCAAUUUCUGCCCAAGAAACUACCUGGGAGGGCUGGGGUCUGAGGGACUUUACUCUCAGCACUAGGUCAGGGCCUUGUACAGAAAGAGAGAUGGAAAGUAAAGGCCAACAUGACAUGCAGAGCCCAGGGUGGGAGUGCUGUUUGCAAGGGGGUGAGAUCCAGAGAGGAGAAGGCUUGGAGGGAGCCUGAGACACAGAAGUGACCCAAACACACUUCUUCCUGUGCCUUGGGGAGGGGUAUCCCCAUCUAUCCUAAGGCUCUGCUGACAAAGAGAUCCCACACAUCCCUGCCUACAUCUUACUUUUGCUAAUUCAUCUGUUGUCAGUGACACAAGUCCUGCAAAGAUGGGUGUGAAGGCACUGACUGCCCCAAAGGGAUGGUGUCAAACGGCCCUGCCUCACCCACCUCUCCAACAUCCACCCUGACCCACCCUUGCCCUGGUCACAGCUCCUCUGCCACCUCCUUUCCCUGUGUGCAGGAGGCUGCAGGCAAGCUCUGGGUGCCCAUAAUGCCCUCAUCAGGGUUUCUGGGUGGUCUGCAGCCAGCUCUGCAAGGGGUGCAGCAUGUUCCUCGAGCUGGCUGCCAUUCAAAUGUACAUUUCAUCAUAGAGAAGCAUGUUAAUGUCUGCAAUUGCUGUUGUACUUGAGCCAUGAAAAAGAGAAGCACAUCAGAGACUUGUUCAGAAGCUGUUCUGAAAGUUCCCAUUACAUUUUAUAACAUGGAGAAGCUAAUAAAAGAA
Messenger RNA from Dryobates pubescens (Downy woodpecker), 2380 nucleotides. It is a transcript of the gene SYNDIG1L, whose product is annotated as synapse differentiation inducing 1 like. NCBI's taxonomy places the organism in Eukaryota, Metazoa, Chordata, Aves, Piciformes, Picidae. Gene Ontology annotation, cellular component: membrane; intracellular membrane-bounded organelle. The coding region runs from base 115 to 840 and encodes 241 amino acids. The record is from RefSeq and is a predicted model, not a curated record. The transcript is spliced from 4 exons.